UUUUGAUAAAUCAGCAUGACGGUAUUUAAGAUUACUUAUUAUUACAGUUUGCAAAAGCACUUAUGAUGGAUUGAAUUAAGUUGAUUUACUUCAAUCUUUAACGUGAAUCUAUCACUCUCAAAAAGUGUUUUAUUUAUAUAUACAUACAUAUUAUACAUCAUAUUGACGAGCAUUAAAACUCUUACGAAUUUAACCUAUUUAUGUGACAAAAUUCUUUUCGAACCCAUUAAUCUUUUGUCUUGUCGAGUUUUGAAUAAAGUCUAAAAUGUCUUUUAUGUUACAGAAAAAUUCAUUGCAAGAAGCAACAGUUGAAGAAAAAGAUACCAAUCUUGAAGUUUUUUAUUUUAAAGAUGGAAGUUUAUAUAAGAAAGUAACUAUUUAUAGACUAUUAAGAAAUAAAGGUAUAGAUUCAAAAAUCAAGUUGAAUCUUAUAGUGAAAAAAAUCAUCGAACAAGAUCAUCAAGAUGCCUUUGGGUUUUUAAUACAAAACAAGUACAAAAUGGAUGUUCUAAAUGACAAUGGCCAAACAGCUGUUCAUCUUGCCUUUUACUAUAACUGCAGCAAUAUUUUAUUUUCACUUGGACUUUAUCUGCUUGAUAUGCAUGACAAUAAUAAUUAUGCAGACAGUAAUGGAUUGACUUAUUUACACAUUGCUUGUUAUAUGGAUAAUACAGCAGUUGUUGAGAAAUUUUUGAAUGAAAAUUUUGAGAUCAACACACCAUUGUACUUGGAUUUUCAAGGAUACGAAGCGGACUUAACUUUGUUACACUUUGCUGUGACACAAAGUUCUUUAGAUGUAAUAAAAUUACUUCUAGAAUAUGGUGCCAGUGUGGAAAUGGUAGAUGCAUUUGGGAGAACACCACUCCAUCUAGCUUGCAGUAUUUAUGAAUUCACUCAAAAAUAUUAUGGUGUUAAUGUAGAAAUUAUACGAGUAUUGUUAGAAAAUGACAGUAAUGUCAAUGCCAAAGAUAAAAAUAACAAUACACCUUUGAUGAGUUUAUUUCCAAAGAAUUACUUUGAAUUUCAUACAUUUAAAAAAACAUGUUUCUUCGAUGUAAUGGUAUUUGUUGAGACACUAGAAAAAUUUAAGUUACUUGUAAAGUAUGAUGUUGAUAUGAAUGCUAUCAAUUGCAAUGGUGAUACUAUUAUGCAUCUUGUAAUAAGAAAUAUCAAACAUCUAAAAUGCCCAUCUGAUCAUUCAUCUAUAUCUUUUGCUGACACUGCUCAUGUUGAAAUGGUUCGCUUGAUUUUAACUUCGAACCAAAAAAUAAAUGUUAAUGCAAAAAACAACUUAAAUGAAACUCUUAUAGAAUUAGCAGUUGCAAGUAUGAGUGUUAAUAUUGUGGCUAUGUUGCUCAACUAUGGUAUCGAAUUAAGUAAUUUGAAAUUUAAUCAUAACGAUCCACUUUGGUUUCACCACCCAUGUUUGAUCCCAAAUUUAAACACAGUACGACAAGUAGUGAUUAUAAUUCAGCAAUUAUUGUUACAUGGAUUCAAAUUUACAUUUGAAAACAACUUAACAAUUCUCAAGUUUUUAAUACAUGAUUUUGAUGAGUGUGAAUGUGGAAGUAUCCAGAUUCUACCAAAUAAUUGUGAUUUACGAUUCUAUUUGAUUCAUUUAUUGCAUUAUGGUUCUCCAAAACAUAUUCAACAUGUUCUUAAAAAAUCAUUACAUGAAUUACCAACUAUAGUUGAAGAUGGAAUUAUGGAUUGGAUAUAUAUUCUCAUCGGAGAGUACUUAAGAUGUGUGCAAAUGGGUGAAUUAUAUAUAGAUGAAGGAGUUCUAAAAAUAAUCAACCAUUUUGAUAUUAACCAUUUACCAAUGUAUUCACUGAAAGAAAUUGAGACUGAAAUAGAUCGUAUGAAAUAUACUAAAUUGAAAAAUAAUAUAACUUUGUACGAUAUCAUGGUUGAGAAUCCUCAUAACAUUUUUGAAUUAAUCAAGGAGAGCAAUAUUUAUUCUAAAAUUGAAAAUUUCUCUUGCUACAAAGAUAUUAUUCAAGGACAUGUAGCUAAGUCACUAAUUAGAAGUUAUGUUUCUAAUUCUGCUUGUGAUUAUUUGGAAAAAUUAGUAUACCCUUCUUUGCCUCGGCAUUGCUGCCAGAUUAUUAUUGAUUAUUUAACUAACGAAGAUAUUUUAGUUAUGUACAUGGCCAUUAUUACUUAAUUUUUGAAAAAUUAAAUGAUAAGCUUUCAUAAAGCAAAACCGUAUUUUUUAAAAUAUUUUUAAGUAUAAUAUACAUUUUUAAGUUACAAAAUAUGUCUAAUGUGGAUUUUGUUCAGUUGUCGAACAAAACUGUUUGAUAAUACUAGUUUUUUGUGGAAAAAUAUAUUUUGCUUUGUUUACUUAUUGUUUAUACAAUAAACUUGUGAAAAAAUAGAAAAUUAUUAUUUUUGUGAGUACAUUACUUGAAAUAUUUAUCUAUGAAUACAUCUUUAUAACUAGUUACACUAGUCAGACAUUUUAUGUUAUUAAAUAUGUAUACGAACAACAUUUGAAAAAGAAAUAUAUGUAAAAAAGAAUAAGCACUGUUCAUUAAUCAAAUGUUUAUUUUAUAAUUAAAAGAAAUGUCCUUAAUAUCAAAUGAUCAAAAUAUCAAAAUGCAGUCAAUUAGCAUGAACGCAUCGUGUUUUGCAUAUACCUAACUUUAAUAAACUUAUUUUAUAAAGAACUAAAAUAGCAUAACAUAAACAUUUUUAAUGACAUCAAAUUUAAUGAAUAGUAAUAUGGAUCAUCAUUUAUUUGAAAAGACAGUUUCUUGAUGUACCUUAAA
Molecule: messenger RNA, 2774 nt
Organism: Phymastichus coffea
Lineage: Eukaryota; Metazoa; Arthropoda; Insecta; Hymenoptera; Eulophidae
Product: putative ankyrin repeat protein RF_0381
Exons: 2
Coding region: 266-2167 (633 amino acids)
Molecular function (GO): protein binding
Source: RefSeq, a predicted model, not a curated record